AUGGCAAACGCCCUAGAAGAGGCUCUCGAGAAUGCCGGUGGGCAUGGUACCUCGUCCCAGGGUGUUUCAAUCAAAACUUUCUUAGCCUCGCUGGCGACGGCUAUUGUCGUCUUCGCUGUCGAAUUUCUGCUCUUCCUAUUGCUCAAGGGCAAACUAACCCGCAUCUAUCAACCACGAACCUAUCUGGUGCCGGAUCGAGAGCGAACUAAGCCAUCACCACCAGGUCUCUUUCGCUGGAUUGGUCCAGUCUUUCGCACAUCUAGCUCUGAGUUCAUCCAGAAAUGUGGACUCGAUGCCUAUUUCUUUCUUCGUUAUCUGCGCAUGCUGCUGAAGAUCUUUAUCCCUCUUGGCUGCUUGAUCUUACCGGUCCUGAUCCCUCUGAAUAAAGUGGGUGGGAAGGGUACGACAUGGGACAACUCCACUUCAACCCAUACCCAAUGGAAUGUGUCCGGCUUGGAUCAGCUGGCUUGGGGUAAUAUCAAACCAACGAAUACAGACCGAUACUGGGCCCAUUUUAUUAUGGCACUCAUUGUCGUGAUAUACGUGUGCGCUGUAUUCUUCGAUGAACUGAGAGGUUAUAUUCGCCUACGUCAGGCCUAUUUGACCUCCCCUCAACAUCGGCUUCGAGCCUCUGCGACCACCGUGCUAGUAACUUCUAUCCCAUCUAAUUGGCUUAAUAUCGAUUCUCUUGAUAAUCUCUUUGAUAUAUUUCCGGGUGGUGUGCGGAAUAUUUGGAUCAAUCGCAAUUUUGAUGACUUAAACGAAAAGGUUAAGGCAAGGAACGGCCUUGCGCUCAAACUUGAGGCCGCAGAGACGGAUCUGAUUGCCAAAUGCAAAAAGAUGCAUUUGAAGAAACUCAAGGCAGAUGCGAAGAAGGCUGGGAAAAUAAAGAGCGCCGAUCAGAACCGCGAGAAAGCUGUUGCUGAUCAAAGUGCGUCCCAAAUGGCAAUGGGCCCUGGUGUGAGCUCGGGUAAUCCCCACCAGGCUCAUACGGUGCGUGAGGCUCUUCAUGAUUCAGACAGACCUGCAAGACAGCCCUCUCGCCGAGCGCGACAUAUAGUAAUUGACCCAGCUAUGGCAGUAGGACAAGGCGUCGGAAAGUUAGGCAAAACGGUGCUUGGUGGUCUCAAAAAGGUCGAAAAUGGACUUGAUAGCACAUUGACUCGGACUGGCGGUUACGUUGAGUCGGCCGACUAUGGAUUGCCCCCUCGUGGUCCCACUCCAGGGGAUGAAGACUAUGAGAACGACUUAGACCAAGACGCCUACAACGAAGUCUCCUUGUCAAAUUCCAGGCCACAGACACCCGAGCCAGCUCAAGGUGAUAGCAUGUGCCGUGAUACCAAGACGUCGCCGCCUAAGCGGCCGUUUUGGAAAAGUCCAGGCUCAAAUCUUUCAAUCCUUUCUAAGCACUCAAAAAACUCCGACCCGGAACCUGAUGAAUAUCCCCUCACUGCGCCCGAUUCCCCUGUCACUGAUACGCAUAAUGGCACUUCAACUAAGGUGGAUUCCAACCAGGAGAAGAAGCGUAAGCACGGUCACAAAGAGGGUGCUGAAGCGGAAGGAGAACAGUACCCAGUCGCAUACAACGAGGCUUUCGAGAACGAAGAUCAUGGAGAGCCAGUGUGGAAAAAGUACAUCAGGCCAAAGGAUCGUGGCACGAUGCGCCUUCCCAUUUUCGGAUGGAGCUGGAUGCCAUCAAUUUGGCUCCUCGGCAAAAAGGUUGAUACUAUUGAGUACUGUCGGAAGGAACUCGCUCGAUUGAAUCUGGAAAUUGAAGUCGACCAACAACAUCCCGAGCGCUUCCCUUUGAUGAAUUCAGCAUUCAUUCAAUUCAAUCAUCAGCUUGCUGCACACAUGGCUUGUCAAGCUGUCAGUCAUCAUCUUCCUAAGCAGAUGGCCCCACGAGUUGUCGAGAUCUCCCCCGAUGAUGUUAUUUGGGACAAUAUGUCCAUGAAAUGGUGGGAGCGCUACCUUCGGACUUUCGGAAUCAUUGCACUGGUAUGUGGAAUGGUUGUAGGGUGGGCAUUCCCCGUUGCUUUCACAGGCCUGCUCUCCCAAUUGUCCUACCUAGAGGGAACCUUUUCGUGGCUCGCCUGGAUCAAUAAAUUGCCAGAGUGGUUUAUUUCGGCUGUCCAGGGUAUUCUACCUGCACUUUUCUUGGCCAUAUUAAUGGCAAUCUUGCCUUUGACUCUUCGAUUCCUGAGUCGAACACAAGGCCUUGCAACCGGCAUGGCAAUUGAACUUACGGUUCAGAAAUAUUACUUUGCAUUCUUGUUUGUGCAGCUUUUCCUCGUUGUUACUAUCGCAUCCAGUUUUUCAACUGUCAUUGAAAAAGCCACGAAUGUGACCAGCUGGCCGGAGCUCUUGGCCCAGAACAUCCCCAAAUCUAGCAACUACUUUUUCUCCUACAUGAUUCUGCAGGCAAUGUCUGUCAGUGCGGGUGCCUUGGUCCAGAUUGUUGGUUUGGUCAGCUGGUUUAUUCUUGCUCCCAUCUUGGAUUCCACAGCCAGAAAGAAGUGGGCUCGUACUACUAACUUGAAUCAAAUGCAGUGGGGGUCUUUCUUCCCAGUUUAUACAACCCUCGCCUCAAUUGGAUUAAUCUACUGCGUGGUUGCGCCUCUCAUUCUGAUUUUCAACGUCAUCACGUUUGGGCUCUUCUGGUUUGUCUAUCGUUACAACACGUUGUAUGUGACCAAGUUCCGUUUUGACACCGGCGGUCUCUUGUUCCCUCAAGCCAUUCACCAGCUUUUCACUGGCCUUUACAUCAUGGAGCUGUGUCUGGUCGGUUUAUUCUUCCUGGUUCGAGACCAAAAUAAUGGAGUCGCAUGCAAAGGUCAAGGAAUUUGCAUGAUUAUCGUGCUUGUCCUAACUGUUGGCUAUCAACUGCUACUCGACAAUGCAUUUGGCCCUCUGAUCCGGUACUUGCCCAUUACUUUGGAGAAUGAAGCGGUGCGUCGUGAUGAGGAAUUUGCUCGUGCCCAACACGCCCGGCUCGGUCUCACAGUCGAUGAUGAAGCCGAAGAAAUUGAUCACAUGGAACAGCACCUUGCUGAACAAGAUCAAGAUGAGGGCCACCAAGACCAAAACAUCGAAUUAAAAAGUUUGGAGCCAGGUGAUCAAAAGUUGCAACACCAAUCAAGUGACCGACUGCACAAAACCAAAUCGACCCGCAAUCAAUCUUCCUGGGCCACUCGAUCGCCAAAUCGGCGGUCCAAGUUUUUCGGAAUCAAUUCCGCCACCAACAGCCCAACAAUCAAUACCUUGCGAGAUCGAAUGGCGAAUGAUGCCGAAAACCAAGGACCACCCACUAAAACGAUGGGCCAUUCCCUCUUUGCGGGCCUUAACGACGAAUUGGAGGAUCUCACACCCGAUGAGCGCGACCAAUUGGUACAACGUGCAUUCCAGCACGAGGCCCUUCGAGCCAAACGACCUGUCAUCUGGAUCCCAAGAGAUGAGAUGGGUGUCAGUGAUGAUGAGAUUUACCGUACUCAACGGUUCAGUAAACACAUCUGGGUCAGUAAUGAGUACCAAGCGCUGGAUGGAAAAGGACGAACAAUCUUCAGUCGCAGUCCACCAGACUUCUCACAGGUUGACCUGAUCCAGUUGUGA
Penicillium taxi is the source of this 3609-nucleotide messenger RNA. Its product is annotated as putative DUF221 domain protein. Lineage: Eukaryota; Fungi; Ascomycota; Eurotiomycetes; Eurotiales; Aspergillaceae. The transcript is spliced from 3 exons. Gene Ontology annotation, molecular function: calcium-activated cation channel activity. The coding region runs from base 1 to 3609 and encodes 1202 amino acids. The record is from RefSeq and is a predicted model, not a curated record. Gene Ontology annotation, cellular component: plasma membrane.